AGCAUCAACUAGGAAAAAUUGAUCAUAAUAUUUUCUGAUCGUACAUAUUGUUUUGUUUUUCUUAACUCAUCAUUAUUUUACCAAUUAAAACAGAAAGUGGACAAUUCUUAUUGUUUUAAAAGCUAUUUUACAAACAAGUUCUUAAAAGUUUGUACACUGUGUGAACCCAUGAUGGGGUCAGGAGCAUUUGUAAAAGCAACGUGUCUGUUCUUUUGGGCCACAUACGUCGGUGCUGUUAUCAAUUAUAACCCGGUGCUUAAUGUGCAAGACUGCUGUGAGUUAACUGAUAUUAAACCGAAAGACUGCACAGAACUGCAAGACGCCAAGAGUCAGUCGGGUAUCUACACAAUAUAACCCGACCGCGCAAUGCCAAAAGGUUUAACGUUAGCUGCGAUAUGGACGUUGACGGUGGCGGGUGGACGGUGAUCCAGAGCCGUGUCUCGGACAAAGACUUCUACAAGACGUGGAGCGAGUAUCCAACGGGUUUUGGUGAUCUAGCUUACAACUUCUGGCUCGGAAACCAAAAUAUUUCUAUGAUCACUUCGCAGGGCUGGUACGAACUCAGAAUUGACCUGAUGGCUACAAAUGGAAGCAUGCGCUACGCCAAUUACGAAGUAUUUUCGGUGGAUGAUGCACAAAGCGAGUACACUUUGUUUGUCGACGGUAACUCUGGAAAUGCUAAUGAUGGUAUGGCUCACCACAAUGGAAUGAAGUUUUCUACAAAGGAUCGAGAUAACGAUAAUAAUACCGCUAAUUGUGCUGAGUCGUACAAAGGUGCCAAGUGGUACAACGGUUGUCAUGAUUCUAAUCUUAACGGAAACUUUGGAGACACGGAAUUUGGUCAAGGCAUUAACUGGUAACAUUGGCUCGGGAAUAAAGUUUCUCUUUUGAAAGCCGAUAUGAAAAUAAGGCGUCAAAUUUAAUAUUGACACAGUUUAAACGCCACAAGAUUACAACAUUUUCCCACUACAUUACACGCAGAAGACAUAUAAAUUCUGAUUAAAUUACCUCAAGAAUGCGGAGAAUCAGUGAGAAGUGUUUUGUUUUUUUCUAUCAUGAGCAUACAUGUUAAACAAUUAAUCUUACUCCAGUGUCACAGUUAAUAUAUCAUUUCCGAAAUAUACCUGAAAAAAGCUUUCGAGUAGUUGGAUAUAGAUUUUAUCUCUUUUCUUGUUUGUGAAUUUUUUGUUUUUGGGUUCUAUGUCUUUGGCGUUUACCUUGUGCCAUUAAACGGGGAUUAUGUCUAAACCUUUGGCGUCUGAGCUUGUUUCUGUAGUUUUUCACAUAGGUAUUGUAACCUUUCAUUUGCCUAUUAUAUAUUUUCAUCUUAGAGAACAACUGACAUUUUGUACGGUUCUCUGUUUUAUAUCCGAAUGAUUUUCUUCGACUUGAGUGUUAUAAUAUCUAAGCUGUCGACUAGAAUGUAAAGACCACAUAAUGUUUUUGCCAUGACGCUACUUUGAACGGGGAUUUAAUGCGAUACGGAACAUGGUCAAGGCAUAAACUUGGAAUAUUGACUAUGGAUUUUUAUCUCUUUUGUUUGGGUUGAUGUGAAAAUUAUGUGUACUAUUUAAUAUUGACGCAUCUUAAACGCACACGGUUGCAAAGCUAUUUCCCAAAGCAUUAAACACAGAAGACAAGGUAUUAAUUUAACAAGUGUUUUUGUUUCGUUGUAAGACAAGACCUUAAAGGAAUUCGUUCAACAUUUUUAAAUUUUGUUAAAACACUUUUGCAGCAAAAUAGAGCGUUUUGUGCAACAUUUUUCAAUAAACACGUAAUGUCAACAAUAAACUUAUGAUUUUGUUUUAUCAUUGUUACAAGCAUAUUUUUUCAAAUAUCACACGAAAUAAU
Mya arenaria is the source of this 1851-nucleotide messenger RNA. Its product is annotated as ficolin-2-like. Lineage: Eukaryota; Metazoa; Mollusca; Bivalvia; Myida; Myidae. The transcript has a single exon. Bases 396 to 860 code for a protein of 154 amino acids. The record is from RefSeq and is a predicted model, not a curated record.